This is a messenger RNA of Coffea eugenioides, 747 nucleotides long. Its product is annotated as cytochrome P450 CYP72A219-like. The record is from RefSeq and is a predicted model, not a curated record. The transcript has 3 exons. NCBI's taxonomy places the organism in Eukaryota, Viridiplantae, Streptophyta, Magnoliopsida, Gentianales, Rubiaceae. Gene Ontology annotation, molecular function: heme binding; monooxygenase activity; iron ion binding. Bases 1 to 747 code for a protein of 248 amino acids.
AUGUGGUAUGGGCCACAACCAACAAUUGUUGUUCACGACCCUGAACUCACAAGGGAGGUGACACCAGAGAUUAAUCUCUUUCAAAAGCCUCAUGCCGGUCAAUUUUUCACAUUGCUGGCGCCAGGACUGGUUAGCUACAAUGGAGACAAAUGGGCCGAAAACAGAAAACUUAUUAAUCCAGCUUUCCAUCUCGAGGAGUUGGAGGUUAAUCUGAUCUGGUUUAGAUUUUGUACCAAGACCAGUUGUCAAAGAAUUUCUAAGAACACAUUUGGCAGUGACUAUGAAGAAGGAAAGAGGAUAAUUGAACUUCAAAGAGAACUGGCAGAGCACUGUGUCCAAGCUCUAGCUUCAGUGUUUAUCCCCGGAUUGAGGUUCUUGCCAACAAAGAGGAACAGAAGAAGGAGACAAAUUGCCAAAGAUGUUGAGGAUUCGAUUAGAGAAAUUAUCAGUUUCAGAAUGAAUUCCAUCAGAGCAGGGGAAGCCUGUGAGGAUGACUUGUUGGGCAUACUACUUGAAUCCAGUUCUCAGGAAAUUGACAAUCAUGAAAGUAAGGACUUCGGUAUGUCUAUCGAAGAAGUCAUUGAUGAGUGUAAGCAGUUCUAUUUUGCAGGACAGGAGACCACCUCAGCACUGCUUGUGUGGACUAUGAUCUUAUUGAUUAGAUAUCCAGACUGGCAGGCACGAUCUAGGGAUUGUUGUCGUAACUUUUUGGUGAACUGUGUUUUUGUUCAGGUUCUUACCAACUAA